UGUUCCGCCUCCGUCCGGGUGACGGCGCUGCCGCCCACGGGCCGGUCCUGACCCCGGAUCGACUUCCGGGUCGGGGAAGCGAGAGUCGAUUCAGUGUGAACACGUGCGGUGCCAUGAAGCCGGACCUGGCACUGUCCCUCCUCACUCUGCUGCUGAGUGCACUCAGCUCCCGCUCCCACGGCGACGGUGAGAAGAAGAAGCUGCAGAUCGGCAUCAAGAAGCGGGUGGACAACUGCCCCAUCAGGUCCCGCAAGAGCGACACGCUGCACAUGCACUAUACGGGGAAGCUGGAGGAUGGGACAGAGUUCGACAGCAGCAUCCCCCGCGGGACCCCCUUCACCUUCACCCUGGGCACCGGGCAGGUCAUCAAAGGCUGGGACCAGGGCCUGCUGGGGAUGUGUGAGGGGGAGAAGAGGAAACUGGUGAUUCCGUCCGAGCUGGGGUAUGGCGACCGAGGGGCCCCACCCAAGAUCCCAGGCGGAGCGACCCUGGUCUUCGAGGUGGAACUGCUGAAGAUCGAGAGACGGUCGGAGCUGUAGGCAACCUUGGUCACACCCUCCCCUCCCUUGCCGGGACCCCUGGGGCAGGGAAUCACCCCCCUCCCCAACCGGCUCGUGCAGUGGGGGCGACGGUCGGCGGUUCGACACCGGGGUUGUGGGAGGAGGCUGAGGGUUGCGGGGUCUGUUGUCACCCUGUCCCCACCCCCCCCCACCAUCCGUGUCUCCCAGUCCCUCCUCCCACACCCCCGGGCUCGCUGUUCCUGAGUUAUCCUGCUUCCACUCUCCGGAAUGUUGAGCUCAUCCCAAAUUCUGCUGCUCCCGUGUCCCGGAUCAAACUGUCCUGUUCCUCAACACUUCCCCGUCUCUGUGACCCCCUCCAGCCCCUACACCCCUCCCCGUCACUGUAACCCCCUCCGGCCCCUACACCCCUCCCCGUCUCUGUAACCCCCUCCGGCCCCUACACCUCUCCCCGUCUCUGUAACCCCCUCCGGCCCCUACACCCCUCCCCGUCUCUGUAACCCCCUCCGGCCCCUACACCCCUCCCCGUCUCUGUAACCCCCUCCGGCCCCUACACCCCUCCCCGUCUCUGUAACCCCCUCCGGCCCCUACACCUCUCCCCGUCUCUGUAACCCCCUCCGGCCCCUACACCCCUCCCCGUCUCUGUAACCCCCUCCGGCCCCUACACCCCUCCCCGUCUCUGUAACCCCCUCCGGCCCCUACACCCCUCCCCGUCUCUGUAACCCCCUCCGGCCCCUACACCCCUCCCCGUCUCUGUAACCCCCUCCGGCCCCUACACCCCUCCCUGUCUCUGUAACCCCCUCCGGCCUCUACACCCCUCCCCAUCUCUGUGACCCCCCCCCCGGCCCCUACACCCCUCCCCAUCUCUGUGACCCCCCCCCCCGCCCCUACACCCCUCCCCAUCUCUGUGACCCCCCCCCCCCCCCAUUCCCGCAGCUGCUUGCGUCCCGUUGAGCGAUUCCCUCCCAAACCCCCUCUGCUCCUCUCUCCGGCUUCAAACUGCCCAAACUCCGUGCUGAGACAGAGUCCUGCCUUGGGAGGUGUUCACCGCAAGCUGAUUCCCUGAGGAGGUUUGUUCCUCCUGGAAUUAAUUCCAUGGGAUCAGUCUGUGCGCAGAUCCCCACCUGUCAUUCACUCGAUCCGACAGCAGGGAGCAGGCUUGUCCACCGGAUGGCUGCUAGGGGCUGUCUGUAAACUGCAAUCUUCUUGUAUAAGUGUAAACAGGAACAAUUUUUCCAGCUCCUGAUCUUUGUUUGUGAAAUUACUCAUUAAAAAUUAUUCCCGUC
Messenger RNA from Pristis pectinata (smalltooth sawfish), 1804 nucleotides. Its product is annotated as peptidyl-prolyl cis-trans isomerase FKBP2-like. The transcript is spliced from 6 exons. The record is from RefSeq and is a predicted model, not a curated record. Bases 114 to 539 code for a protein of 141 amino acids. Gene Ontology annotation, biological process: protein peptidyl-prolyl isomerization. Lineage: Eukaryota; Metazoa; Chordata; Chondrichthyes; Rhinopristiformes; Pristidae. Gene Ontology annotation, molecular function: peptidyl-prolyl cis-trans isomerase activity.